Molecule: messenger RNA, 1189 nt
Organism: Ahaetulla prasina
Lineage: Eukaryota; Metazoa; Chordata; Lepidosauria; Squamata; Colubridae
Gene: FBL
Product: fibrillarin
Exons: 9
Coding region: 80-1021 (313 amino acids)
Biological process (GO): rRNA methylation; box C/D sno(s)RNA 3'-end processing
Cellular component (GO): box C/D methylation guide snoRNP complex; small-subunit processome; nucleolus
Molecular function (GO): rRNA methyltransferase activity; histone H2AQ104 methyltransferase activity; RNA binding
Source: RefSeq, a predicted model, not a curated record
ACUUGCGCGGUUGGCGUUUCCUGUCCUGGAAUUUUAGGCGCGUGGGGUAGGAGGUGCCCGGCGUGCUCUCGCUCCAAACAUGCGGCCCGGUUUUACCCCUCGCGGGGGACGUGGGGACCGUGGAGGACGCGGAGGCUUCCGAGGAGGACGAGGAGGUGGAUUUAAAUCUCCUGGAGGUUUCCGAGGAGGAGGAGGUGGUGGAGGUUUCCGAGGUGGAAGAGGAGGUGGUGGCGGCGGCUUCCGAGGUGGACGAGGAGGUGGAGGACGAGGAGGAAGGGGUGGCUUCAAAGGAGGCAAAAGGGUGACUAUAGAGCCCCACAGGCAUGAAGGCAUCUUCAUCUGCAGAGGAAAAGAAGAUGCAUUAGUCACACUAAAUCUGGUACCUGGAGAAUCUGUAUAUGGAGAGAAGAGAAUAUCUGUAGAGGAGGGUGAAAAAAAAGUGGAAUAUCGUGCCUGGAACCCCUUUCGUUCUAAGUUGGCUGCUGCCAUCCUCGGAGGCAUUGAUCAGAUUCAUAUCAAACCAGGAGCAAAAGUUUUAUACUUGGGAGCAGCAUCAGGAACAACGGUGUCUCAUGUUUCUGACAUAGUGGGACCGGAAGGGCUUGUGUAUGCUGUGGAGUUCUCCCAUCGCUCAGGACGUGACCUCAUCAAUGUAGCAAAAAAACGGACCAACAUCAUUCCUGUCAUUGAGGAUGCACGACACCCACACAAAUAUCGCAUGUUGAUUGGCAUGGUGGAUGUCAUUUUCGCAGAUGUGGCUCAGCCUGAUCAGUCACGUAUCGUUGCCUUAAAUGCACACAACUUUUUGAAGAACGGUGGUCAUUUUGUUAUCUCCAUCAAAGCCAACUGUAUUGAUUCAACAGCGGCCCCUGAAGCAGUUUUUGCGUCGGAAGUAAAGAAAAUGCAGCAGGAAAACAUGAAACCCCAGGAACAACUGACUUUGGAGCCAUACGAGCGAGAUCAUGCUGUGGUGGUUGGCAUAUACAGGCCACCACCUAAACCGAAGAAGCAAAACACAUAAAUAAUUGAUGCCUGUUGCUAUAGGGGCAAAAGGACUUUUCUUACUUCUUUUUAUGUCAGGAUUCUUGCUACUGCCUGGGACUCAACAGUCUUAAGAUGCUGUACUGCAUCUAUGUUCCGUGGCAUUCUGAAAUGUGUACAUUUUAUAUUAAAAUAAGUAAUAUAGAGA